Molecule: messenger RNA, 1361 nt
Organism: Mizuhopecten yessoensis (Yesso scallop)
Lineage: Eukaryota; Metazoa; Mollusca; Bivalvia; Pectinida; Pectinidae
Exons: 5
Coding region: 276-1232 (318 amino acids)
Molecular function (GO): protein binding
Source: RefSeq, a predicted model, not a curated record
GAGUGACGUCAUAAUUGGUCAGUACGUAUGCCUGGUAUACUGAGAGUGUCAACGACAGCAAAAUGUCCUCAUGAUUUGGGCAUUUCAAGUUUGACGCUUUCUGACAUUUUAGUUUUGACGCUUUCUGACAUUUUUGGAGAGGGAUCCAAGUAAUAUGCAGAGAAGUGUCACAGCAAUCUAUACGAUGUAUAUAAACCACAUGGUAACGGUAAGACGACAAAUCACUCGCUUGACUUACAGAGAUUACCCACUUUACCGUACAUUCUAGAGAAACAAUGGCAUUUUCAGGUAUCUGUGAUACGUCAUCAGCUCGACUUUUGGACAACGAUGAACUCCAGGCUUGUUUCGGAGAUUCCGAUGGAGGAAUAUCGUCUGGUUACGAUUCUGGAGAUGUUUACGACUCGGACGCAGAACCGCAAGUUAGGAUUUUCACAACCAACCAUUCCCGUUCCUCCAAACUUGCCACGGAGCCAGAAGUUGAGCAAAUGUUCAACAAUCCUGCCCUAUUCUCGGACACUGACACCGACUCUGACUCAUUUAGGGACCCGGAUGAAUCAGAUUCAGACGAUGACAGUGACAGUGAGUUUGGAGAUGACGAGGAUGACGUCAUGAGAUUCACCAGUACCGAUAACCUCUGUGACAGUCUGAAGUACAUCCUUUCCAUGCCUGAACUUUGUGAUGUCACAUUCCACGUGGGGCCUCAGAAAACACCCGUCCACGGGGUCAAGGCCAUUCUGGGAACCCGUAGCAGAGUAUUAUACGGUAUGAUCCUGAAGGCAGAAAAGGAGCUGGAAAAAAUACAGAACACGACAUCAAAAAACAUGAAGAUGAGAAAACAGAAAGCGGAGAAAACAUUAGCACCAACAAGACUUACAAUCGACGUCAAUACGUACGAAGCCGAUGUGUUCCGAAAGAUAAUCCAGUUUGUUCACAGUGGAUCGGUCAAUGUGGACUCCUCGUCUGUUAUUGAGUUGAUCUGUGGAGCGGAAGAGUUUGGACUGAAGGAUCUGAGAAUGGCAUGCUGGGAUUUCGUAGAUCGAUGUAUCGAAGCCGGUACUGACCUAAGUCACGUUGUGACGUCAUCAAGUCAACACAUGCACAACCGAAAACUGUUUAACAGCAUAUCAACAAUGAUUGCAUCUAAAUCGAAUUCUCAAAAACCAGGACCACGCGUUAUUGUGACGUCAACACAGGGAUGUACUUUAAACACGCCGAGGGAGACAAUUGUGUAGUGAACUUCGGCAAAAUAUAUUUUUAGUGCUCAGUGAACUUGAUUAGUGCUAACAUCAGCCUGCGAAAUGGCAGUGUGACAGACAUUUUUUUCAUUUUUAAUAUUUAACAAUAAAUAUUUUCAUACUUUU